UUCUCGCGUAGACCGACCGAGCUAUGGAGGAAGUCAGGAUCGUUUCCGUGCAAAUGGUUGCGCCGGCAGAGCCGCCCAAUCCCUCCUCCUUUCGCGAAUCGAUCAAGCUUACACUCUACGAUCGAGCAAUGCGCUUUGCUCUCUACCAGAAGAGGAUCCUCUUCUACAAUCCGGUGGAGCCGUCCAGCAUCGAUUGCCACAUCCAAUCUCUCAAGGGCAGCCUCGCCCAAGCGCUUGUGAGCUUCUAUCCUCUCGCCGGUAGGCUCUCGAGCUCCUCUCUCGAGAUCGAUUGCUCCACGCUCUCGGUCCAGUUCACGGAGGCAGUGACCGAUGCAACGCUGGGCGAUCUCGCCAUCCGGCCCUCGAGUUUCUGUGACAAGCUUUGCGACAUGGGAUCUUCUCCAGCUUGGCCAUGGAGCCCAGAUUUGCCACUACUAUUCGCACAGGUGACGAGAUUUGCCGAUGGUGGGAUCAGCGUCGCGAUCGCUUUCAGCCACCAAGUUUGCGACGGCGUUAGCGGAUGGCACUUCUUCAAUUCCUGGGCUCAAAUCGCUCGAGAUGGUGUCUUGCGAAAUCCGCCAGUGGUUUCAUACGAAGUGGAAGAACAAGACAUGGAGCUCGAGGAAGCAUUCGAGGUCGCAGCGUCCAUAGGCUACAAAGUCAAGAAAUCAGCGUCAUCACCCCGGGAUCUCUCCAAACUACGCGAAUCAAUCUCCUCGAGGUCUAUGCCGCAGCAGCUGGACGUCAGGCUCUUCCGCCUGGAUCAGAGCCACAUCUCCGAGCUCAAAUCCAGAUGCCUGGAAGAAACUCGCGCCAGCUUCUCCAGCUAUGAAGUCGUGUGCGCGUACUUUUGGACGCUAACCGCGCGCCAUCGCGGCUUGCGCCCGGAUCAAGAGGCCGCGAUCGCGAUUCUUUUCGACAGCCGGGGAAGGUUCGCCAAAGUCCCAGAGUUUUACUUGGGAAACGCCAUCGCCACCGCGAUCGUGAGCGCUCGAGUCGAGGAUCUGACGUCCAAGGGGAUUGGUUACGCCGCUGGCCUCUUGCACGACGCCAUCGUGAGCAUGGACGAGAAGAAGAACCAAGCCCAGCUCAAGUUCAUGAAUCACGUCAUGCAAACCGGAUUCAUCACAGAGAUGGAGAUCGAUCAAGCGUCUUUCAGCCUUGUGGUGAGCUCUCCCCGGCAUCCGGUCUACGAGACGGACUUUGGAUUUGGAAGGCCAGCCGGUGUCACGUUUGGAACCAACGAUUUGAGCGACGGCAAGAUCUAUCUCUUUCCAUCGCCCGCUGGAAACCGGGGUGUGGAAGUGACUGUGGUUCUUCAUCCAGAGAGAUUCACAGUAGAACUAGCAUUAGACGUAGAGAGUAUUGGCUUCCCGCAGGAUAUUCUUGCAAAUUCCCUUAAAUUAAUUAAAUGAAAGACUUUUAA
Messenger RNA from Selaginella moellendorffii, 1426 nucleotides. Its product is annotated as shikimate O-hydroxycinnamoyltransferase. The transcript is spliced from 2 exons. The coding region runs from base 24 to 1415 and encodes 463 amino acids. The record is from RefSeq and is a predicted model, not a curated record. Lineage: Eukaryota; Viridiplantae; Streptophyta; Lycopodiopsida; Selaginellales; Selaginellaceae.